AUGUUGUUCCAGAAUAUUCUCUUCGCUGCCACCAUCGGCCUCGCUGCCGCCGCCCAAUCCAGCGGCCAGAGCUGCGGUCGCAAGACAGCUCCCUGUUCCAUCGACAGCAAAUGCAAGCCCACCACGGCCAACUGCAAAGACCUGAACAAAUGCGAAGGCCUCUGUUACUUCAAGAACGAAUACCCUUCUUGUGGAGGGCUCCGCGCCAAGCCUGCGCCCCCUUGCAAGAAGAACACGCACUGCGUCGACGAUCCUCGAACUCCCGAGGAUUGCGGCAUGGCAUGUGAUAAGCCGGGUAUCUGUGCUCCCAAGAAGCCCAGCAGAUGUGGAGGAUUUGAGGGCAAGAGAUGUCCCAAGGGUCUCUACUGUUAUGAUGACCCUUCGGAUGACUGUGAUCCUAAGAACAAUGGUUUUGACUGUUCUGGAAUUUGUCUCUAG
Molecule: messenger RNA, 438 nt
Organism: Fusarium sp. VM40
Lineage: Eukaryota; Fungi; Ascomycota; Sordariomycetes; Hypocreales; Nectriaceae
Source: the annotation of a GenBank genome assembly